AACAGACACAAACCUACAACUGAGAUAACAGCAGACUUUACAACAGUAGAAGUUACAACAGUAGAAGAUACAACAGUAGAAGAUACAACAGUAGAAGAUACAACAGUAGAAGUUACAACAGUAGAAGAUACAACAGUAGAAGAUACAACAGUAGAAGUUACGAGAGAAGAAGAUACAACAGUAGAAGUUACAACAGUAGAAGAUACAACAGUAGAAGUUACGAGAGAAGAAGAUACAACAGUAGAAGUUACAACAGUAGAAGUUACGAGAGAAGAAGUUACGAGAGAAGAAGAUACAACAGUAGAAGAUACAACAGUAGAAGAUACAACAGUAGAAGUUACAACAGUAGAAGUUUCAAGAGUAGGUGUUUUUUUGGGGACCACAACCGUAUAAAGAUGUAUAAGGGAAUCUAUGAAAACACAAAUGGAUUUGAAGAUGAAGAACCUAACGAAAUAGAGACCAUUGACAUUGAUGAUCAUAUUUACAACAACAAAAGACCCAUCAUGCCCCGCAAGAAGGAUGGAGCUGGUGAACAACAUUCAGUGUAUCUUUGGAGGUGGAAGAGACAUUUCCCAACUGCUGCAGUGUGUCUGGGGCUGCUGUGUGUUCUCCUACUGGCUUGGAUCAUAGGCCUGUUACUCUACCAGAGAAGCCAAUUGACCAGUUCUGACACCCUGACCAAAGAGAGAGACCAGCUACAGACCAGUUACAACACCCUGACCAAAGAGAGAGACCAGAUACAGACCAGUUUCAACACCCUGACCAAAGAGAGAGACCAGCUACAGACCAGUUCCGACACCCUGACCAAAGAGAGAGACCAGCUACAGACCAGUUUCAACACCCUGACCAAAGAGAGAGACCAGAUACAGACCAGCAACAACACCCCGACCAAAGUGAGAGACCAGCUACAGACCAGCUACAACACCCUGGCCAAAGAGAGAGACCAGCUACAGACUAGCAACAACAUGCUGACCAAAGAGAGAGACCAGCUACAGACCAGCUACAACACCCUGACCAAAGAGAGAGACCAGCUACAGACCAGCUACAACACUCUGACCAAAGAGAGAGACCAGCUACAGACCAGCUACAACACCCUGACUGAAGAGAGAGACCAGCUACAGACAAGUUCCAACACCCUGACCAAAGAGAAAGACCAGCUACAGACCAGUUCCAACACCCUGACCAAAGAGAGAGACCAGCUACAGACCAGUUACAAUAGCCUGACCAAAGAGAGAGACCAGCUACAGACCAGUUCCAACACCCUGAUCAAAGAGAAAGACCAGAUACAGACCAGCUACAACACCCUGACCAAAGAGAGAGACCAGCUACAGACCAGAUACAACACCCUGACCAAAGAGAGAGACCAGCUACAGACCAACUACAACACCCUGACCAAAGAGAGAGACCAGAUACAGACCAGCUACAACACCCUGACUGAAGAGAGAGACCAGCUACAGACAAGUUCCAACACCCUGACCAAAGAGAGAGACCAGCUACAGACCAACUACAACACCCUGACCAAAGAGAGAGACCAGCUACAGACCAGUAACAACACCCUUACUGCAGAAAGAGACCAGCUGCAGACCAAUUAUAACACCCUGACCAAACAGAGAGACCAGCUAGAGACCAGCUGCAACACCCUGACCAAAGAGAGAGACCAGCUACAGACCAACUACAACACCCUGACCAAAGAGAGAGACAAGAUACAGACCAGUAACAACACUGAAGAAAGAGACCAGCUACAAAAAGAGACAGAAUGUCUGAAACAAUCUUUAGUUCAGAAAGUGUGUCCGGAAGGAUGGAAGAAGCUUGGUAGCAGUUGUUACUACGUCUCUACUGAGACAAAAUCCUGGGAGGAGAGCAGACAGGACUGCAGAAAUAGAGGAGCACACCUGGUGGUCAUCAAGAGCGAAGACGAUCAGACAUUUGUCAAUUGGUUAUGCGGGGUAAAGAACUACGUCUGGAUUGGUCUGACUGACUCUGUUUCUGAGGGGACCUGGAAAUGGGUGGACGACACACCACUGACCACAAAGUAUUGGAACAGUAAAGAGCCUAAUGGUGGAAGAGCUGAGAACUGUGUGUAUUUCUACUCCUGGUCAUCAGACACAGGAGAAUGGAUUCUCCUUGGUCGUCUCUCUUCGGGGCAAAGAGAGGACAACUCGCUGGCACCAAUGUUUUCUAAAGCACAAAACUCCCAUCAGGAUGUGUAACCAACAGUUUGUCUCUAGUAACAGAGGUGGACGGUGGGGGACGCGGUUCUUUGUUGCUACCGCAUCUGGGACCCGCUCAACUGAUUCCCCUGGGGGGGGGAAGAAGGGGCUUCUAACCUAGGGGCACGUCCCCAGUGGAAGACAAGGGGCCAGCCAACAAAUCACACCGUGUCCUGGCCUGUAUCCUCUCGGACGGAGCACAGACCCCUCCCCCCGUGACAAAACUCUCCCCUCAGCACUUUUCACAAGAAACUGAGACAGGAAGAUCUACUGUCUACUGUCGUCACCAAGCACCGUCUCCAAAUCCCAUUGUACUGGCCGUUUGUCAUACAAGGUCUUUGUCACAUCCAGGCGUCAUGCCGAGGGCACAGAGCAAAAAUAUGAUGAAAGGGGCAAAUAUGUUACAUGGUAGAUACAGUAUCUGACAUGGUAGAUACAGUAUGUUACAUGGUAGAUACAGUAUGGUACAAUACAGUAUGUUACAUGGUAGAUACAGUAUGGUACA
Messenger RNA from Oncorhynchus gorbuscha (pink salmon), 2715 nucleotides. Its product is annotated as C-type lectin domain family 4 member M-like. The transcript is spliced from 7 exons. The record is from RefSeq and is a predicted model, not a curated record. NCBI's taxonomy places the organism in Eukaryota, Metazoa, Chordata, Actinopteri, Salmoniformes, Salmonidae. The coding region runs from base 396 to 2210 and encodes 604 amino acids.